AAUUCACUCAUUUCUUGUCCGUAGCCUUUUGCGAGUCCGUGUUGUGCGGCGACAGGGAGGGGCACAUAAAACCUGCUCCAGGAUGCUGGAGCACCUGUCUGUUGUGACUUGUGUGUGUGACUUGUGUGUGUGACUUGUGUAAGACUAAGUUACUUCCACUUUCCUGUUCUGCUCUGCUCUGCUCCGAGAUUGCAUCGUCCUUUCUGAGCAUCAAUCAUCUCCUGUAGCGAGUUUGGCGAUUUUCGUCACUUCCACGAUUCAUCGCUCGGCGCAGUGGCCGUAGGGGUUGAAAGCCUUUCGGUGGCGUCACAGUGGACGGAUGGAAGACCUUUGUGAGGAGUUGGAUGCUCUGGAGUUGGAUCUUUUGCCCGUUUCCUUUCUUUGAUGUAGACGAGCAAGUCGACCUUGGUAGAAGUGUAAUUGUGAGGUCUUCUGGAGUUGAAGUUAGUCGGGCCUGCGUUGUUGAGCAUUUGAAAUCUCCCUGGUUUAUUGUAGAGCUCACACUUGGAACACAGGUUUCUGUGACCGUUCCCAUUUUAGACCAGCGAAUAGAAAGGACUAUGAUGAAAUGUCUGUUGCCUGAAGUCCAUCUCACGCCCUUGCCAUGUGUUACUUCAAGUAUGAGAUUUCUGCUAUCCAGAGGACGAGUAUGGCAGGUGUGCAAUGAUCUGAUUGAUAGGAUGGCAGGAGAAAGAAAUCAGCUUAUCAUUCUAGGAAGUUUACAAAGGUUUUUGUUUAGACAAGUUGCUUUUAGAGUAACUCAACUUUUCGUUCAUCGUUCAAGACUACAGUGAGAUGCUCGUGGCACAUGCAAGUGUUGGAAUCAGUUUUGGCGGGUGCUGAUAUUAUCUAGGAUAUAUUCAAAAGCUUUAAGAACUUGCAGGUUUUUGCUGACUGCAAGCUAACAUGGUCAGAUAUGGCGGGAAGCUCGCUGUAUACGGGAUUGUGGUACUAUGCAUCACUGCAUUACUUGUUGGGCUUGCAAUGUUGAUUCCCGAUGAGAUCGCACAUUAUUAUGGUCAAUUUAGCGAAUUUUCCCAGGGUGAUGCAAAUAAACCUAGCUGGUUCUUAUGGUCACUCCCUAGGAAAUCGGACGACGGAUCUAUUACCCGAUUGAAGAGGAGCUGCUCUCAUCCCCUCAAGGUCUACAUGUACGAUAUUCCUCGAAAGUUCAAUUUCGGUCUAAUGACAAUGGACAACAAGAAUGAAGAUCUGCCUUGGGGAAAUCAUGCCGCACCCCCUUGGUCACAGCAAUGGGAGGUGAAUAAGCAACACAGUGUAGAGUACUGGAUGACGGUGUACUUACUAGAUGGUUGGGAUCGUAAGGAUGGUAGGAGGGCUGCUAUUAGAGUGAGGGAUCCAUAUCAAGCUGACGUUUUCUUUGUGCCGUUCUUUGCAUCCCUCUCCUUCAAUAACUAUGGUUAUGGCAUGGAAGGCCCUGGAGCAGAGUUGGACAAGAACCUCCAAGAGUGUGUAGUGAACAUCUUAUUGAAUUCGAAGUGGUGGAAAGCUUCUCAAGGCCGCGAUCAUGUCAUCGUCCUCCAUCACCCCAACGCUUUCAGACACUAUCGCCAUCUACUUAAUUCAUCAAUGUUGAUAGUUGCCGAUUUUGGGAGAUUUUCAACAGAUGUUGCUUGCCUGCAGAAAGACAUCGUGGCUCCUUAUGAACAUGUUGUGCAAUCGUAUGUUGAUGACCACUCUAAUUCAUUUUCUCAACGUCACAUUCUUCUUUACUUUCAAGGAAGAAUACAUCGCAAAGCUGAUGGGAUUGUGCGGGCAAAGCUAGCGAAGGCGUUGAUGAAUGAAAAGGAUGUGCAUUACAUGGACAGCGAAGCCUCUUCCGAAGCUCUUGCAGAGGCAACCAGUGGUAUGCGAUCUUCGCGCUUCUGUCUUCAUCCAGCAGGAGAUACGCCUUCAAGUUGUCGCCUAUUUGAUGCAAUUGUUAGUCACUGUGUUCCUGUCAUAGUCAGUGACAGAAUUGAACUUCCUUUUGAGGACGACAUAGAUUACAACGAAUUUUCUUUAUUCUUCUCGUCUGAAGAGGCGGUGAGGCCGCAAUACUUGCUCCGCAUUUUGAGAGGCAUCAAUGAAACAAAAUGGACACAGAUGUGGACGAAGUUGAAGGCAGUCUCUCACCACUUCGAGUUCCAACACCCAGCUAAGAAGGACGAUGCUGUUAACAUGAUCUUUAAGCAGGUGCAACGUAAGCUGCCAUCGAUGAAACUUGCUGCCCACCGCUCAGAGCGUCUGCAAAUAGAAGACUGGUAGUAAAAUUUUAGUUGAAUUUCGAGAACCAAAUCAAUGUUGUACUAAACUCAAAAUACAGGUGGAAAAGCUCAGCCAUAUGUGACGUGUGAGGAGUGUUUUCACUUGCAUGUCUCCAGCUCUGUAUUCAAAUGCUUUUUCACCUUUAUUUUGAAGUAGGGAACUGAAUGAAACGUCGUAAUGGUUCGCCUACGGAGCAUGCUCUCUCUACUAUCAGUCUCUCGCUAUAGACACUCUUAGCACAUUCCUAAAUCUUAUUAUCUAAACUAGUUUUCAGCAAAUGAAAUUCAGGGAGGUUAUGAAAGUCCACUAUAGUUAUUUUCUGCAUUGCUUUUUGGCGUAAAUCAAGUGAACAUUGGCCUAGGGUUCGGGGUUCAUGCAUCUCCACUCUGCAUCUAGUUCACAAUGUAAAUUACGUGCUGCGGUGGGAGGCAGGAUUUGCACAUAUUCUAAAUUGUAAUGUGUAGGUUGGCAUGCUUCCAACUGCAACGGUGGGCAAAUUUUUGUUAGUGAGAA
Molecule: messenger RNA, 2781 nt
Organism: Physcomitrium patens
Lineage: Eukaryota; Viridiplantae; Streptophyta; Bryopsida; Funariales; Funariaceae
Source: RefSeq, a predicted model, not a curated record